Messenger RNA from Dracunculus medinensis (Guinea worm), 1491 nucleotides. Lineage: Eukaryota; Metazoa; Nematoda; Chromadorea; Rhabditida; Dracunculidae. The record is from the annotation of a GenBank genome assembly.
UAUAAUUGGAAUUGGUUGCUCAGCAUGUGUCCGAUUUUCAUUUUGAAAAACUAUCGAGAGAUGGACAUCGGAUCUAUUCCACUUGUUAUCAGUGGUAGCAGUCGAGAAGUUUGCCAGUUGAAGCAGGAAGGCUUGAAUAUAUUACCUAUAGUUAUCAAUACUUUGCAUUUGGCUCCAUCUUAUGCUUUGCAAUUCAUUUUGAUUUGUGGAAUAUUGCUUUCCUCACUUACAUUCAUAUUUGAUUCGUUUAGAAAUACUAUUUCUUAUUUUUGUCUGUGGAUAAUUCAUUUGUCGGCAUUUCAGGUUGGUGGCGUUUUUUUGUGGUUUCAAUGGGAUACUCUUCUUCUUGAAUCGGGUGCAAUAUGUAUUUUAUUAGCAAAUUUGCCAUUCAUUGGGGCUACUUCUGCUGAUAAUAUUUCAUUGUUCUUGAUACGAUGGCUUUGUUUUCGAUUAAUGUUUUCUUCUGGUCUUGUGAAACUUUUAAGUCAUUGCCCUUUAUGGUGGAAUUUGGCUGCACUCGAUGUCCACUUUGAAAGUCAGUGCAUACCAACUUGGAUUGCAUAUUACGCUCAUCAAACUCAAAAAUGGUUGCGCCACUUAGCUGUUGCAAUCACUUUUUAUAUAUUAAUUAUUUUACCACCAAUGUUUUUCCUUCCUCUAAAAACGCUUCGAACAUACGCAUUUUUUCCACAAAUUCUUUUAAUGGUACUAAUAAUGCUAACAGGCAAUUACAAUUUUUUCAAUAUAAUUUGCGCCUUGCUUUGUCUGCCAAUAUUAGUUUCAUCGAAUGAAUAUAAUUUUUGUAAGUUUUUUAUUUUUAUAAAUUCUUUUGUUCCAUUCGCAUCAAUAAGUAAAUCAGCAAAGUCUGCAAUCCCAAGCAAAAUAGUUCAUCUACAUGAUUCACUGAAUUAUUUGCAGUUAACUCAUGCUUAUGGACUAUUCAGAAGGUUUUAUUCGAGAUUUUUGUUUGAAAUUUUUGCUUUGUUUCUUUAUAAACAUUUGGUACGAUUGUACUUAAAGAGUAUGACAGGAGCACAUGGUCGGCCCGAAGUGAUUAUCGAAGGAUCCUAUGAUGCUGAAGGGCCAUGGAUUCCAUUUCAUUUUUAUGCUAAGCCUGGCAGACUGGAUGAGAUGCCUCGAUUUAUAAUUCCACACCAGCCUCGUCUAGAUUGGCAAAUGUGGUUUGCUGCUCUCGGCGCAUAUCAACAAAAUCCUUUCUUCAUUUCUCUUAUUUAUCAUUUGCUACGUAAUAAUACGGAUGUCACUUAUUUGAUGAAAAAAUAUCCGUUUGAACGAAAACUGCCAACAUUGAUUCGCGCACAACUUUAUUUUUAUCAUUAUACAAAACCAAAUCACAGAGGUGAAUGGCCAAAAAAUUAUUGGAUGCGGAAUUUUCAAGAAGAAUAUAUGCCUCCCAUUACAAUGGAUCACCCAGGAGUUCUAAGUUAUCUGCAACAAAAUGGAUUUGUUCUUAAAGUUAUUUUUAAUUGA